Molecule: messenger RNA, 3364 nt
Organism: Phragmites australis (common reed)
Lineage: Eukaryota; Viridiplantae; Streptophyta; Magnoliopsida; Poales; Poaceae
Product: cyclic dof factor 2-like
Exons: 3
Coding region: 1569-3101 (510 amino acids)
Biological process (GO): regulation of DNA-templated transcription
Molecular function (GO): DNA-binding transcription factor activity; DNA binding
Source: RefSeq, a predicted model, not a curated record
GGGGGGUUGCAACGAAAGGGACAGGCAUUCGCUUGAUCAGCGGUUCAAUCUGUAUUUACUCAACUUUGGUGCGCGUUGUUCUCAAAUUUUUUUGGUUUGUGAUUAAAUAAGUUUCAUCGGCCUCAUCGAGUUUAGAAUAUAUAUUUUUUUUAGUUUUCAUCGAGUUUCAAAUUUAGUAGCCAACGCUAAGAAGAUGUUUGAAUUCAUGGUUUGUAUAAACGCUACGAUUUGCAUGCCGAUCAAGAUGGCCGGGAAACCCGAUUUGGGUUCAUGAGUGGAUUGAUAGCAAGAAUAAGGAUAGAAUUACACUGCCAUCCGUACACCAUUUGGGGCCUGGGUCACAUGAUUUUUUUGGACGUGAAUGGGUCACGGGAAUUUAGGGCGUGUUCGGUUGGCUUGGCCGCUUGCCUCGCUCGGCAAGGCUAGUCGGAGAGCAAAUUUGGCUCUCUCAUGCUGGCGAGUGAGCGCGGGCACCGAGGCAGCCGGCAAAGAAUCCGAAUGGAUUUUUUGCUGCGCUUUGCAAAGCAAGGGCGGCAACUGGCAUCGCAUAUCCGGAAGGGAGCAAAUACGAUCAGCUGUUACAAAUUGAGCAGAACAGACUCUUCUUUGUUUCAGCUGCGCCCACGGCCCACGCACGCAGGCCUGAAGAUCUCAGUUGUCCUGGACUAGACAAGUCCGUAGAGAUCUUUGUGGAACCGGGGAGGGAGUCUCAAUCGAUCUUUUCUAGGAUUCCGUCAUGCAGCAUACCACACCUGCAUAUGAUGCGUGAGUGUGAAAACACAGGCCAUGAACCGUCAAAUCCUAGAAGUAGCAUUUUUGGGUCCAAAAUUCAAAUAAACCGCAACAAAAGAUUGCGUUGCUCUUGUUGGGUCCAGAUAAGGUUGCAUAUGCGAAGGCAGUAGGCAUAGUUGGUAGGGUGUUGUCAUCCUUGCUUCCUCAAAAGUAGAUAUUGCUGAGGAAGUGCAAAGUAAGAAAUCAGUGGAAGAUGUAGCUUCUUUUAGCUUGUGGUGGUCCUUCCAUGGACCAUGUCCUUUUCACUUUCUUAUGCCCAGGAGUGGUCACUUAGGUGCUUCUCUUGGUGUUUUAAUUUCAUUAACUGGGGAUGGGUACAAUCUGUAUAAACAGAUCAUAGGAAAGUGAAACAAGGAGAGUCCGUGUAAGCAGUAUGCGAGCAAAGGAGUAAGAGAGAAAAAGUUUACUAAUCUGUUAUUUCAUCGAAAAUUGGGCUGAGUCAUGUGAGCUUCUUUCUCUGCUUCAUGUACCAUUGUUCUGUGUACGGAGGAGAAUAAAGCUGAUCAAAUUUGGAAGAAGCAGGCGAACUUGAAGCACAUGGUGGAUUUAUGCAUAUUUCUCUACCCCAUCUAACCAAAUUUGAAUUUACGUGACAUGUCCAUUGCAGAUAAGUUGACUUAAUGCUUCCAUGCUUUAUAUUCUUGAAGUAACAAAGUUCAAUACUUUAUGGGAAAAUCUUAAAAUUAUUUGCUAAUAUUUCUCUUCUUUGAAAGAUCAAAUAAAGCCGAUAAGGUGACUAUAACUGAUCCAAUCGACCCAAAAAGGAAAGGAGGUUCAUGGCUAAGGGCCAAGAUGUUCGAAAGAGUACCAAUAAGAAAAGUAUUGAUCAAAACACCGGAAAAGAAGAGAAAGAAGACUGUGAAAUGAAGGUUGAUGCGCCACAAGAGGAAAAAGAUAAUGAAAUGAAGGUUGACGCACCAGAAGAGAAAAAAGAAGAUGAAAUCAAGGUUGAUGUGCAGCAAGAGAAAGAAGGUGAGGAAAUGAAGGUUGAAGCACCGCAGAUGACAGAAAAUGUAGAACCAGACCGUUCAUCUACUUUAGACCAUAAGAAAGAAGAUCGGGGCCAGAUGAACAAUGCUGAAGAUAAAGCAGUAUCGGACCCAAAGGGGGGGAAUGAGAAGAUAUCAAAUGACGAAUCAGGCCAGGACAAGGCACUUAAGAAGCCAGAUAAGAUUCUACCUUGUCCUCGGUGCAACAGCAUGGAUACAAAGUUCUGUUAUUACAACAACUACAAUGUUAAUCAACCUAGGCACUUCUGUAAGAAUUGCCAAAGGUACUGGACCGCAGGGGGGACUAUGAGGAAUGUACCUGUUGGUGCUGGGAGGCGCAAAAGUAAGAACUCAACAUUGCACUACCGUCAAUUACUGAUGGCCCCUGAUUGUAUGAUGGGAUCUAGGGUGGACAUCGCUAAGUCAGUGCUCCCUGAAGCUCUUGUAUCUUCACCUUCCGCCCCGAUACAGGCAGCCAGUAGAAAUGAAACAGUUCUCAAAUUUGGGCCUGAGGUGCCACUUUGUGAAUCGAUGGUGUCAGCACUGAACAUCAAUGAGCAGAGUGGAACCAACGCUGGAUCAGCACCAAGAGGUGAAAAUAGGGAAGAUAACUCUUGCGCAUCUUCUGUUACAUCAUACAAUGGACUGCCUGAAAACGCAGUUCACGUGGAUAAGAAUGGAGCGAUGGUUUACUGUAAUGGAGUUACCCCAGUGCCUCAAUAUUACCUUGGAGCCCCUUUCAUGCACCCUUGGAGUGUAGGAUGGAAAAAUCUCCCUGUGAUGGUACCAGGUAGAAGUAUGCCCGAAUCCGCUUUUCCUCCAGAGGGCUGCAGUAUUAGUUCAGCUCCAUGGAUGAACUCUCCCAUGAUGCCAGCCUCAAGACUUCCUGGACCAGCAUUUCCCUACCCUCUCGUGCCACCUGCACUUUGGGGUUGCUUGUCUGGAUGGCCAGCCACUACGUGGAACAUACCGUGGAUCAGAACUAACGGUUGUGUGUCACCGUCAUCGCCAAGCAACAGCAGCUGUUCAGGCAAAGGGCCUCCUACUCUGGGGAAACAUUCGAGGGACUCUAAUCCGCUGAAAGAGGCGAAGGAGGAGAAAUCAUUGUGGGUUCCCAAGACGCUCCGCAUUGAUGAUCCUGAUGAGGCUGCAAAGAGUUCAAUCUGGGCCACCCUUGGCAUCAAACCUGGGGACCCUGGCACCUUCAAGCCUUUCCAGUCCAAGGUUGAGAGGAAGGGCCAGACAUCAGACGCAGCUCAGGUUUUGCAAGCGAAUCCAGCAGCGCUAUCUCGCUCACAAUCGUUCCAGGAGAGCUCUUAACUUACAUGUCUGCAGUCUAUCUUAUAUAGUUUUGGUAUUGUAAAUUGUACAUGUUAGUAGAGUUUUGCGGUAUGUGAAAAGACCAUAAGAGAGCUUCUUGUGCAGCCACUAACUUAGUGGAACUUGCAAAGAGCUUUCCUGAGAACUCUUUUGAGAUGUGCACGCAUUGUAAAUACUUGACAAACUGGUUGUGUAUAUUUAGGUUCAAGUCAGGAAUAGACUCACCUGGUUGGCCUCCUAGUAUAAUUGGUUUAAGCUGUAAA